AUGAACCGAGUUGUCGGAGAACAUUCCAGAGGCCGGACUCCGCACCGCCAGGCUCGGAACCCAGGUGGCCGAGCCACCCUCCACCCCACCGCUGGCUCGGCCGGCCCCGGGGCCAACCCUGCCUCUCCACGGCCGCCCCGCCGCUCCCCGCCUCCACCCGCCGCCGCCCGGCCUGCGUCUCCCCGCCCCCGACUCCUCCCCGUUCCUCCUCUCCUCCCCUCCUCUUCCUCCCGCUCCCCUCCCCCAGCCGCCUCCCUCGCUCCCCCUUCUCCCUCCUCCCUCCUCUCGCACACACACCCCCGCUUGGGCCUCCUCUCUCUCUCUCUCCGGCUCCAUUUUCUCCGCCGCCGGGGGCCGGGGUCUCCUGUGGGGGUGCCCAGGCGGCACCCCGGGUCUCCCCUUCAGUGCCGGGGUGAACCCCCGAAGGGAGCCGGGAGGCGGGUUGCCGGGCGGGGUUGGGGCGGAGGGAGCAGCGGCCCCAGCGAGUUUGGGGGGGAAGUCACCCGGCGGGGGGAGGGGCGAGCAGGGAGGGGGCCUCAGGGCCCCCCCCCAGCUAUGGACGAGCGGCUGCUGGGGCCGCCCCCUCCGGGCGGGGGCCGUGGGGGUCUGGGGCUGGUAGGUGGGGAGCCCGGGGGCCCUGGCGAGCCUCCCGGUGGCGGAGACCCCGGUGGGGGGAGUGGGGGGGUCCCGGGAGGCCGAGGGAAGCAAGACAUCGGGGACAUUCUGCAACAGAUAAUGACCAUCACCGACCAGAGCCUGGACGAGGCCCAGGCCAAGAAACACGCCCUAAACUGUCACCGAAUGAAGCCUGCCCUGUUUAGUGUCCUGUGUGAAAUCAAGGAGAAAACUGGCCUUAGCAUUCGCAGCUCCCAAGAGGAGGAGCCAGUGGACCCACAGCUGAUGCGCCUGGACAACAUGCUUCUGGCAGAAGGUGUGGCUGGACCCGAGAAGGGGGGCGGCUCUGCAGCGGCAGCUGCAGCCGCGGCAGCCUCCGGAGGUGGCGUGUCCCCGGAUAACUCCAUCGAACACUCGGACUAUCGAAGCAAGCUUGCCCAAAUCCGCCACAUCUACCACUCAGAACUGGAGAAGUAUGAGCAGGCAUGCAAUGAAUUCACAACUCAUGUCAUGAACCUGCUGAGGGAGCAGAGCCGCACUCGUCCUGUGGCCCCCAAGGAGAUGGAGCGCAUGGUGAGCAUUAUCCACCGGAAGUUCAGCGCCAUCCAGAUGCAGCUGAAGCAGAGCACCUGUGAGGCCGUCAUGAUCCUGCGCUCUCGAUUCCUGGAUGCCAGGCGAAAACGCCGGAACUUCAGCAAACAGGCCACUGAGGUCCUGAAUGAAUAUUUCUACUCCCACCUGAGUAACCCCUACCCUAGUGAGGAAGCCAAAGAGGAGCUCGCCAAGAAGUGCGGCAUCACCGUCUCUCAGGUACUCCGGGGGCUUCGGAGACGUUACUGGGAGAGGGGUCCUGGAGAAAGGGUUCCACUUGACCCUCUCCGCCCAACACCGCAGGUUUCCAACUGGUUUGGUAACAAGCGGAUCCGCUAUAAGAAAAACAUCGGGAAGUUCCAAGAGGAGGCAAAUAUCUAUGCUGUGAAGACAGCCGUGUCCGUCGCCCAGGGCGGCCACAGCCGCACCAGCUCUCCAACGCCCCCUUCCUCUGCAGGCUCUGGCGGCUCUUUCAAUCUCUCAGGAUCCGGAGACAUGUUUCUGGGGAUGCCCGGGCUCAAUGGAGAUUCCUACCCUGCUUCCCAGGUGGAAUCUCUCCGACACUCGAUGGGGCCAGCGAGCUAUGGGGAUAACAUCGGGGGAGGCCAGAUAUAUAGUCCUCGAGAAAUGCGGGCCAAUGGUGGCUGGCAGGAGGCUGUGACCCCGUCCUCGGUGACAUCCCCGACAGAGGGACCAGGAAGUGUUCACUCUGACACCUCCAACUGACCUUGCCCCUCAAGGUCACAGGGUUGGGGGCUCCCACCAGGCAACUCUUGAGGAGGACUCUGGGCACCUAGAGGACUAACCCCACAGAAGCACAAAACAGGGCGAUUGGGGUUGUGCCCUCCCCAACUAGACACUCGGUGCUGGGGUGCUGACUACAUGGCAGGGAGAGUGGGGUGUCUCCGUUUCUUUUCUCCCCCUCCACGAAAAACAGAUACUUAUUUCUCAGAUAUCUCUCUUAAAUCUACAACGUAAUGCCAAUUGUGUUUGGCUUGGGCUCCCCCUACUUCUAUUCCCCACCCCACUUGUAUACUCUGGAAUCUGAAGACGUCAGCCCUGCCCGACCCAGAGAUGCCAAAAAUGGGGACUCUUGGACAGAGGCCCUGGGACGACACCCCCUCCCCCAUGCAUCCCCACCUUCUGCCCCUCCAGACGGCUUUAUUACCUCAUACGCAGCUCAUCUUAAACCAAUAGAAUCGCUCGGUGGACAAGAGUGUCUGACUCAGAUAUCUACCUCGGAGGGACUUUCUGCUACUUUAGAGAAUUGUUGACCAGGUUUUGAAGUUGGACUUUUUUUUUUUUUUAGAAAAGAAACCCUGAAUCUGUAUUUUUUUUUUUUGUUUGUUUUGUUUUUGUUUUUGUUGGUAGUGGUGAUCAUUAAUUUUUUAAUAGUUUGAAGAAGUAGGGUUUGGGGUGUGUAUGUGGGUGUGUGUGUGUAUGUUUUAAAUAAACAUGCUGAUUUAUUUUUGUUUACCCACUCGAGAAGUAAGCGCCAAAGGGGCCUAGUAAGAGAACAGACAGCGCUGGUGGUGGCUAUUUGCUCCAGGCCUACCAGUGGGGAAGUGGAUUUUGCGGGACACCGUGUCCUCAGCCUGGACACUUAGGUGUUUCUUAGCUUGUGCAGCCAAAUCCCUGCUGUAUCUGAUGUGGAUCACGAUGCAGCUGUAGCCUCCUGUCUCCCCCCACACCUCCCCAGUAACCUUUGGGCAAGGCUGGACUGAACUCAGUGAUUUUUGAAAAAGUCAAAAAGCUUUCGGUUUUGUUUUUUAAACUGUUUGCAGAAUGGAGAAGAUCGAUCAGGAAGGGGAGUUCUUGCCAAAUACGCUAAAUACGGGCUGGGUGCUUCUCUACGUGUCUCCGCCAGUUUCCCAGAAAUAAGUCUUUCUAUUCAGUUCUUAAUCUCAUGCCAAAAUCAAGGGGGUGGGGAGAGGAGGGAGGUCAUGCAAAGCCAGGUAUGAGGGAAGAUUAAAAGUGUCUCAUCUCAGCCCGGAACCCUUCUAUCUGACCCUUCAGACAUCCUCAGGAUCUUCCAGACCUGUCACAGUGGGAACCCCUCCCAUCAGUGGCCCAGGCGGGCCGGAGGGAGUGUGUGGAGAGGGCGGUGGGAGGGUGCCAGGGGCAGUUUCUCUCCUCACUUGUAAACUUGUAGAUUCACAAAAAAAGAAAUGGCAGUUUUAAAUAAAGAGAUUUCUUUUUCCCCUGGG
Rattus norvegicus (Norway rat) is the source of this 3413-nucleotide messenger RNA. RefSeq names its product PBX homeobox 2 (gene Pbx2). Gene Ontology annotation, cellular component: nucleus. Lineage: Eukaryota; Metazoa; Chordata; Mammalia; Rodentia; Muridae. Gene Ontology annotation, biological process: regulation of DNA-templated transcription. Gene Ontology annotation, molecular function: DNA-binding transcription factor activity; DNA binding; DNA-binding transcription factor activity, RNA polymerase II-specific. The record is from RefSeq and is a predicted model, not a curated record.